This is a messenger RNA of Cervus elaphus (red deer), 3712 nucleotides long. It is a transcript of the gene RADIL, whose product is annotated as Rap associating with DIL domain. Gene Ontology annotation, biological process: neural crest cell migration; substrate adhesion-dependent cell spreading; signal transduction. Gene Ontology annotation, molecular function: GTPase binding. The record is from RefSeq and is a predicted model, not a curated record. The transcript is spliced from 17 exons. Gene Ontology annotation, cellular component: microtubule. Lineage: Eukaryota; Metazoa; Chordata; Mammalia; Artiodactyla; Cervidae. The coding region runs from base 138 to 3494 and encodes 1118 amino acids.
GCACAUGUCGGACCGCAUGGUCAUCUACUUCUUCAUUGCGGCCUCCUACGCGCCCUGGCUGAACCUCCGCGAGCUGGGCCCCUGGGCCUCCCACAUGCGGUGGCUGGUGUGGAUCAUGGCCUCGGUCGGCACCGUCUAUGUCUUCUUCUUCCAUGAGCGGUACAAGCUGGUGGAGCUGCUCUGCUAUGUCGUCAUGGGCUUCUUCCCCGCCCUGGUCGUCCUUUCCAUGGACGCGGCCUCUUCCCUGCCGCUGGCCGGAGCCCUGGGCGCUCAUCGGUGAAGACGGGCCCAUCAUGUUCUAUGGGACCCACUUCAUCAUGUCCCCACCCGCCAAGAGCAAGCUGAAGCGGCAGGGCCAGCUGCUGUCCAGCGUGCUGUCCCGGACCCUGAGCUACAAGUACCGCGACCUGGACGCCCCCUGCUCGGGCCUGGGCGCCAGCGAUGACCCCGCCGAGCUGUCCACGCAGCUCUCGGCCCCCGGGGUCCUGAAGGUGUUCGGGGACAGCGUGUGCUCGGGCACCCACUACAAGAGUGUCCUGGCCACCGGCACGUCCAGCGCCCGGGAGCUGGUGAGGGAGGCCCUGGAGCGCUACGCGCUGAGCCCUGAGCGCGCCGCCCAGUACGUGCUGUGUGACGUGGUGGGCCAGGCCGGCGGCGGGCACGCGUGGCAGGCCCAGGGCUUCCGGGUGUUUGGCGACAACGAGAAGCCCCUCCUGAUCCAGGAGCUAUGGAAGCCCCGAGAAGGCUUGUCCCGGAGGUUUGAGCUGAGGAAGAGGUCGGAGGUGGAGGAGCUGGCCGCCAAGGACGUGGACACCAUGACGGCAGGGAUCAACGCCCAAGCCCGGAGGCUGCAGCGGAGCCGCGCCAAGGGAACCCCAGCCCCAGCCGCAGGGGGUUCCCGGAGCCCUCCUCCAGCCCGGCUGCGCCGCACGGUCAGCGAGACCAGCCUGAGCUCGGCCGCCGCCCCGCCUGCCGCUGCCCGGGGCCCCGAGGAGCCUGCCCAGGACACCAUGCGCUGCUCCCUCUAUGAGUCGCCCCACCUGCUGCUCCUGCAGGGUUACAGCCAGCAGCACGACAGCCUGGUGUACGUGCUCAACCAGGAGCGGCACACGGUGGGCCAGAGGACCCCAUCCAGCAAGCCCAGCAUCAGCCUCUCGGCCCCGGACAUCCUGCCCCUGCACUGCACUCUGCGUCAGCUCCAGCCCUCGGGCCCGGGCCCGGCGGGGGCCCGGCUGGUGCUGGAGCCGCUGCCCGGGGCGCCCGUCUCGGUCAACUUCGCGGAGGUGGGGGCCCGCCCGGUGGUGCUGCGGCACGGAGACCUGCUGUCCCUGGGCCUCCACUACCUGCUGCUGUUCAAAGACCCGGCGCAGGCCCGCCCGCUGCCCGCCCAGGCCCUGGCCCGCCUCCGGGCCGCGCCGCAGAGCUGCCGGCUGUGCGGCGCCCCGCUCCGGGCCCGCAGCGCGCCCGCCCCGCCCCGGCCGCGGCCGCUGCAGCUGGAGUUCGAGCCUGACGUCGAGGACGCGCUGCUGCAGCGGAUCAUGACGCUGGUGGAGCCGGGCGGCGCUGACCCUGCGCUGACCCCCGCCUUCCUGCUCUGCGUCUGCGUCCAGCACUCGGCCACUCGCCUAGAGCCGGGCUCCUUCGGGCAGCUGCUGCUCAAGAUAGCCCGGCUGAUCCGCGAGACCGUCUGGGAGAAAACCAAAGAACUGGCAGAGAAGCAGGCGCUCCUCCCCGAGCCGCCGUCCGCGGCCAGCUGCUCCCUGGCCGGCCUGGCGCCCGACCUGCAGCACAUCCUCUUCUGGAUGGCCAACGCGGUGGAGCUCCUCUACUUCGUCCAGCAGAGGUGCCCGCUCUACAUGCAGAGCCUGGAGGAGGAGCUCGACAUCACAGGCUCCAAGGAGUCCCUGUUCUCCUGCGCCCUCACGGCCAGCGAGGAGGCCAUGGCGGUGCUGGAGGAGGUGGUCCUCUACGCCUUCCAGCAGUGCGUCUACUACGUCUCCAAGUCCCUGUACGUCUGCCUCCCGGCCCUGCUGGAGUGCCCCCCGUUCCAGUCGGAGUGCCGGGAGAGCUGGAGCUCGGGCCCCCCGCUGCCCGAGGAGCUGCGCCGCGUGGUGGCCGUCUACCAGGCCGCCCUGGACCUGCUGCGGCGGCUGCAGGUGCACCCCGAGAUCGCCGCGCAGGUGCUGGCCUACCUCUUCUUCUUCUCGGGCACGCUGCUGCUCAACCAGCUGCUGGACAAGGGCCCCUCUUUGAGCUGCUUCCACUGGCCCAGGGGCGUCCAGGCCUGUGCCCGCCUGCAGCAGCUCCUGGAGUGGACCAGGAGCGCCGGCUUCGGAGAGGCGGGGGAGCACUUCUUCCGGAAGCUUUCCUGCACGCUCAACCUGCUGGCCACGCCCAGUGCCCAGCUCAUCCAGAUGAGCUGGGCGAGCCUGCGGGCCGCCUUCCCCGCCCUCAGCCCCGCGCAGCUGCACCGGCUGCUGACCCAGUACCAGCUGGCCUCGGCCAUGGGCCCCAUGAGCGCCUGGGAGCCGGGCGCCCAGGACGGCACCGCCGCCUUCAAGUCAGAGGAGGUCCUGGAGUCCUACGAGAACCCCCCGCCCAUCGUCCUGCCGAGCGAGGGCUUCCAGGUGGACCUGGACGCAGAGUGCCCGGACGAGCGCGUCUACCAGCACCUUCUCUAUAUCCGCCACUUCUUGUGCAGCUUGCAGAGCCAGCCUGGCCCCAGCGGAGCGCCCGCCCGGCCUGAGGGCCUCCAGGGCCUGCACCACGCCGGUCCCGAGGGCCACCCUGAGGCCCAGAGCUUCCCGCCGGCUUCCAGGGACCCCAGCGGGGGAGACCGAGAGGCUGGCCUGGAGCACCCCCUACCUCCCGUGGGGGGUCCCCGGGCACAGGGCCCCCCAGGAAGGCCGCCUGGCCGCCCGAGCCGCGGGGGCCCCCAGGCCGCGGACCCGCACGGGGACCCCUCAUGCCUGCUCACACCCCCAGGCACGCCGCUCGGCCUGGAGCCCGCGGCCCCCGACUGGCCCGAAGGCGGCAGCGCCUGUGGGAGGGUGCUCCCGGAAGGCCGGAGGACGGGGUCUGGCGGCCCGCGGGGCACCUCCCGGGAAGGAGACUGUGCGGCCCCGGAGGAUGAGCCCCCUCCGGCCCCGUCCAGCCGCAGCUCCAGCACCGACGACUUCUGCUACAUGUUCGUGGUGGAGCUGGAGCGCGGCCCCUCGGGUCUCGGCAUGGGCCUCAUCGACGGGAUGCACACGCCCCUGGGCGCCCCUGGACUCUACAUCCAGACCCUGCUCCCGGGCAGCCCCGCCGCAGCUGAUGGGCGGCUGGCGCUGGGAGACCGCAUUCUGGAGGUGAACGGCAGCAGCCUGGCAGGCGUCAGCUACCCGAGGGCGGUGGAUCUGAUCCGACACGGAGGCAAGAUUAUGCGGUUUCUGGUUGCCAAGUCUGACAUGGAGACGGCCAGAAAGGUCCGCUUCCGCACGCCGCCCCCCUAGGCACCCUGCGCGGUGGGCCGCCCGCCUGCACUGGGCCCCGCGCGCAUGUCUUGGCCAAGCUGUUCCUUGCGGGUGCGCCCCCUGCAGGACACCCGCAGUCCCUUCGUGUAUGUUUUAUUUAUAUGACAGAUAACAGUUGUGAUGUUUGUUACAGAGCUUUUGUGUUUGAAGAUUUUAAUGGAAAAAUAUAGAUUCAAUAAACUAUCUUUCAUAUUUCA